AUGGUUCCUUUCGCGCUCAUAUCCGCCAACCUUGGCAUUCUGAAUGUGAGGUUGGGGGUGGCGCCGUCAGCAUUGUUCAUGCUGGUCAUGGGAAUUAGUGACAUUCUCACCCUCUACUUCUUCUGGGUUGUCAAAGACGAGGGGUCAUGGCUAGAGAUCGGCUCAACAAUCAGCCAUUUCGUCAUCGCCAGUCUGUUGUGUGUGUUUGUAGCGCUACUGGAAGGUGUCAGCGGGCGUUUCAUUGCGGGCAUUGAGGUGGAUGGUCACGACCUGGUCGACGAGGCUUUCACAAGAAAGAAAGAGGUGGGCGCCAACGGUGGAGAGAUCACCAACAAACGCCCUUGAUGAGCUACUAGGGUUUGAUCGACCAGCGAGAGGAUACACGGAACUAAUCCCAAUCCAUCAGCCCAUGCCGGCUAUGUCAACAAUACCAGGCACGGGAACGUACGGAGGAUUUAAGCGGCAUGAUUGAGGAGUAAUGAGAACGGAUCGGAUACCGGAGCACAUGCCAAAUUCCUCACACCACACAAUCACGUCGGCUGAUGAUACGGUGAGGCUUGGGAAAGUCCCACCAUGCUUGGCUGUGCACAGAUUUGGUAGGCAUGUGACAGGUUUUAUGUACAGGACCGGGGUGUUCCUGAAUCCUGAAAGGGUAAUAGAUGCGGGUGACCGUAGCAGGAUCCUCAAUAUUAGGUGUCGUAGGCACGCAGGCUCCGGCUCGU
Molecule: messenger RNA, 722 nt
Organism: Verticillium alfalfae VaMs.102
Lineage: Eukaryota; Fungi; Ascomycota; Sordariomycetes; Glomerellales; Plectosphaerellaceae
Product: GPI ethanolamine phosphate transferase
Exons: 1
Coding region: 1-345 (114 amino acids)
Biological process (GO): GPI anchor biosynthetic process
Cellular component (GO): endoplasmic reticulum membrane
Molecular function (GO): mannose-ethanolamine phosphotransferase activity
Source: RefSeq, a predicted model, not a curated record